Prunus armeniaca (apricot) is the source of this 1377-nucleotide messenger RNA. Lineage: Eukaryota; Viridiplantae; Streptophyta; Magnoliopsida; Rosales; Rosaceae. The record is from the annotation of a GenBank genome assembly.
AUGGUUAAGUGUGAUUUCCAACAACAGCUGGGGCAACCAAAGUUUCAAAAGUUGUAUGUUUGUUUAGGAGCUGCUAAGGAAGGCUUCAAAGCUGGGUGCAGGCCUAUUAUAGGUUUAGAUGGAUGCUUUUUGAAGAGUGUUUAUGCAGGGCAAUUGUUAACUGCUGUGGGUAUAGAUGCCAAUAAUGAAACCUGGGUAAUUGCUUAUGCAGUUGUGGAAUCAGAGUGCAAAGAAUCUUGGAUUUGGUUUAUGGAGCUAUUGGUUAAGGACUGUGAGAUUGUGAAUCAAUUUGGGUUCACCUUUAUAUCCGACAAACAAAAAGGUUUACUACCUGCUUUUGAGCAAGUGGUCCCUAAUUGUAACAACCAGUUCUGUGCAAGACACCUGUUUUCCAACUAUAGUCUGUUUUUCAAAGCAAAAAGCCUCAGAGACAAGUUUUGGGAAGCAUCAUAUGCAACCACUGUCCCCCACUUUACAAGGGCCAUAGAAGACCUGAAAAAACUGUCAAAUGAUGCAUAUGAAUGGCUAACCAGUCCUGAUAAACCUCCAAGGCAUUGGUCCAAGUCACACUUCAACACUCAUUUGAAGUGUGACAUGUUGUUGAAUAAUCUUUGCGAGUCUUUCAAUGCUACCAUAUUGGAAUGUAUGGAUAGACCAAUUCUGUCAAUGUUUGAGUAUAUUAGAUGUAAGUUAAUGAGGAGAAUACAAGGAAGAAGGGACAAAAUGCUGAAAUGGAACAAGCCUAUCUGCCCAAGGAUAUUUAAGAAGGUGGAGGGAAAUAAAGCCAAGGCAGGUGCUUGUGUGGCAAUGUGGUCAGGUAGAGCCAUAAAUUAUAAAGGGGGUCCUAAUGUCAUGGAUUUUGUGGAUGACUGCUAUUUGAAAACAACUUACUUGAAGACAUAUGAGAAUUUCAUACUGCCUAUGAAUGGGAUGGAUAUGUGGGAUAGGAGUAACUUUCCGCCAUGUCUUCCUCCUUCUUACUCUAAACAGCCUGGAAGGCCAAGAAAAUGUAGAAAUAAAGAACAUGAAGAGUACAAGGGCAAGAUGAAGAUGAGAGCAUCAAGCAACCAAUCUGAAACUACAUUGUCUCGCAUUCCCAACACACAUGACUCUCUCAAAUGUGGCCAAUGUGGUAAAAAAGGGCACAAUAAGAGGACUUGCCAUAGGAAUCUUCCCCCAAAAGCCAAACCUGCAACUAAGAGGAAGAGGGCUGGUGGUCCAAGCACCCUAAAGCAAAGAUCCAAGCCUCCAAUGCGUGUGCAAAAAGGGAAGCCAAGUAAGAAAGGACAUGCCACUUAUGCAGCACAACCAGCUUUCCCUUCAUGUCCUCAUGCAUCAACUUCUGUUUCAACUGCAGGAUCAAAUGUUGUGCAUUGA